This is a messenger RNA of Hyaena hyaena (striped hyena), 1658 nucleotides long. Its product is annotated as alpha-1-antiproteinase 2-like. Lineage: Eukaryota; Metazoa; Chordata; Mammalia; Carnivora; Hyaenidae. Gene Ontology annotation, biological process: negative regulation of endopeptidase activity. Gene Ontology annotation, molecular function: serine-type endopeptidase inhibitor activity. The transcript has 4 exons. The coding region runs from base 240 to 1658 and encodes 472 amino acids. The record is from RefSeq and is a predicted model, not a curated record.
GAUGCCCUGGGUCACAGGUCAUCACAAGAGGCCCAGGAGUUGAGGCCGCACGGGGCUUACAUGGGCUGGGGUGUGGGGAGCACUGUCAGUCUCUGCCGCUGUUCUGUUCUCCAUGAUGAGGACGUAGGAACGUGCUCGGCACUGGGCACUGGGCAUGCUUUACGUGGUGUCAGUGGGUGGCCAGGGACUCGCCGUGUGGCCUGACGUGGGCGUGGGGCCCCUUCUCUGCCUGCAGGACGAUGCCAUCGUCCACUGCGUGGGGCGCCCUCCUGCUGGUGGGCCUGUGCUGCCUGGCCCCCCGCUCCCUGGCUGAUGGAGACGCAGCCCAGGACACACACGCACCCGAGCACGACCAUGCCCACCACGAGGUGCCCGCCUGCCACAAGAUCGCCCCGAACCUGGCUGACUUCGCCUUCGGCAUGUACCGCCAGGUCGCCCACGAAUCCAACACCACCAACAUCUUCUUCUCCCCUGUAAGCAUCGCUACGGCCUUUGCGAUGCUGUCUCUGGGGGCCAAGGGUAACACGCAUGACCAGAUCCUGGAGGGCCUCGGCUUCAACCUCACCGAGAGAGCGGAGAGCGAGGUUCACCAGGGCUUCCAGCAGCUCCUCCGCACCCUCAACCAGCCAGACAGCCAGCUGCAGCUGACCACCGGCAGCGGGCUCUUCAUCAACGAGAGCGUGAAGCUUCUGGACAAGUUUCUGCAGGACAUCAAGAACCUGUACCACUCGGAAGCCUUCUCCAUCAACUUCGGACACAACGAAGAGGCCAAGAGACAGAUCAACAAUUACGUGGAGAAGGGAACCCAGGGGAAAAUUGUGGAUUUGGUCCAAGACCUUGACAAAGACACAGUUUUUGCUCUGGUGAAUUACAUUUUCUUUAAAGGAAAAUGGAAAGUCCUCUUUGACCCAAAGCUCCCUGGGCUCAGACUUUUCUCGGUGAGCGAGGGGGUCACGGCCCUCGUGCCCACCAUGCACCGCUGCAACACCCCCGCGGUCUUCAUUCUGCCCAACACCAGCACGGCCAGGGAGGCGGAAGCGGCUCUCGCGAAAGAGAAACUUGACAUGUGGACUCAGCCGCUCCCACUAGGGCGAGGGCUCUGGGACGGCCCCCCUGUACCCCGGGGGGGGGGGCCGGCAGGGGAUGAGACGGCCAGCGAGAGAGGCAGCACGGACAGUGAGAAGGGUUGGGCAGGGGAGGCGUUUGGAGGUGGAAAUGCCAAGACUCCUGUGGGAAAGCGAUGCAAGCUGGGAGCAUCCCGGGGGCACGAACCACGGAGGGGCAGAGGGGGCUCUGCCGUAGAAAAGGGACCGGAAGAGCAGGCAGUGAGCCCUCCACCCAUGAGUCAGGCCCCAUGGGGAGAGACCGCAUCCUCCAUCCCUUUGGAUGAGGAAACGGUCCCCACGCAGGGAGCCCGCUCGCGCCCACGCAUCGGCCUUGACAGAAUCAGGAGUCCGUGGCAGGCCCUUGAAGUGCUCUGUGCGCCACAGGCCACAGCCUCUCCGCCUGACCUUACUCCCCAGCGAACAGAGGGUCAGAGCUCAGCCCCAGGCCCAGGGCGGCCACCCCCCGCCCCGCGCCCCCGGAGGAGAAGCAGCCCCUGCUGCGAUCAGCACCCUGAACUCGGUCCCCGCAGGCGGUGCACAGAGCAGAGCUGA